This is a messenger RNA of Alosa alosa (allis shad), 2456 nucleotides long. It is a transcript of the gene cdkal1, whose product is annotated as CDK5 regulatory subunit associated protein 1-like 1. Gene Ontology annotation, biological process: tRNA methylthiolation. The record is from RefSeq and is a predicted model, not a curated record. Bases 133 to 1803 code for a protein of 556 amino acids. Gene Ontology annotation, molecular function: tRNA (N(6)-L-threonylcarbamoyladenosine(37)-C(2))-methylthiotransferase activity; 4 iron, 4 sulfur cluster binding. NCBI's taxonomy places the organism in Eukaryota, Metazoa, Chordata, Actinopteri, Clupeiformes, Clupeidae. Gene Ontology annotation, cellular component: endoplasmic reticulum. The transcript has 15 exons.
UUUUCAGUAUGGCGGUGAGUUAGCCCAAAUGUGUUAGCUCAAGAAAGUUUGGAUCUUUAAAUCAGGAAUAUCAACCUUUUGACGUUAAUCCAGGCAGUUUUGGAGAACAGAACAUCACUUGUAAUACCAACCAUGCCAUCGGCUUGUGACCCAACCAUCGAUGACAUCGAGGACAUGGUGUCCGCACAAGACCCUACACCACACGAGCGUCAGUACGCCAGGAAAAGCAUCGUCCCACGCUCCCGGAGACGCAAGUUGGACCAGCAGACAACGGAAGAAUUGCAGACAGACAGCCUGAUCCCCGGCACGCAGAAGAUCUGGAUGCGGACAUGGGGCUGCUCACACAACAGCUCAGACGGGGAGUACAUGGCAGGCCAGCUGGCAGCCAGCGGCUACAAGAUGACAGAUGACCCUGCGGAGGCCGACCUGUGGCUGUUGAACAGCUGCACUGUAAAGAACCCUGCCGAGGACCACUUCAGGAACUCUAUCAAGAAAGCACAGGAGCAGGAUAAGAAGGUGGUGGUGGCAGGCUGUGUUCCUCAGGCUCAGCCCAGGAUGGACUACCUCAAAGGCCUCAGCAUCAUUGGGGUGCAGCAGAUUGACCGUGUAGUGGAGGUUGUGGAUGAGGCUGUCAAAGGUCACUCAGUACGUCUACUGGGUCAGAAGAAGGACAACGGGCGUCGUCUGGGCGGCGCACGGCUGGAUCUGCCCAAGAUCAGGAAGAACCCGCUCAUCGAGAUCAUCUCCAUCAACACAGGGUGUUUGAACGCCUGUACGUACUGCAAGACAAAGCACGCCCGUGGGGAUCUGGCCAGCUACCCUGUAGAGGAGCUGGUGGAGCGAGCCCGGCAGUCCUUCCAGGAGGGUGUGUGUGAGAUCUGGCUGACGAGUGAGGACACAGGCGCCUACGGCAGAGACAUUGGUACAGAUCUGCCCACCCUGCUGUGGAAGCUGGUGGAGGAGAUCCCGGCUGGUGCCAUGCUCAGGCUGGGCAUGACCAACCCUCCAUACAUCCUCGAACACCUGGAAGAGAUGGCUAAGAUCCUUGCUCACCCGCGUGUGUAUGCCUUCCUGCACGUGCCAGUCCAGUCUGCGUCUGACAGCGUCCUCAUGGACAUGAAGCGCGAGUACUGCGCCGACGACUUCAGACGCGUGGUGGACUUCCUCAAGGAGAGGGUCCCAGGCAUCACCAUCGCCACAGACAUCAUCUGCGGUUUUCCAGGCGAGACCGAGUCGGACUUCCAGGAGACGAUGGAGCUGGUGCAGACGUACCGCUUCCCGAGUCUCUUCAUCAAUCAGUUCUACCCGCGACCCGGAACGCCCGCCGCCAAGAUGGAGCAGGUCCCAGCGCAUGUGAAAAAGCAGAGAACCAAAGAGCUGUCGGCACUCUUCCACUCCUACAACCCCUAUGAUCAUAAGAUGGGCGAAAGACAGGAAGUGCUUGUGACGGAAGAGUCUUUUGAUGCUCAGUACUACGUAGCACACAACAAGUUCUACGAACAGGUGCUGGUGCCUAAGAACCCUGAGUUUAAAGGGAAAAUGGUGGAGGUGGAUAUCUAUGAGACUGGGAAGCACUACUUGAAGGGGCGGCUGGUGGUGGAGUCCCCCGUCUUCACUCCCUCCAUCACCCAGCCCCUGCAGCCCGGGGAGGUGUCCGGCCUCACACAGGAGCUGAAUGGCCUCCAGAAGUCCUCUUCCUCCUCCUCCUCCUCCUCCUGGGACUCUGAGCAGCUCAAGCUGCUGUCUGUGGUCUUCGCCAUCCUGGCCAUCCUCCUCGUCUUUAUCCUGGAGAAGAUUUACUGAUGCGCCCCAUGCUGGACACACACACACACACACACACACACACACACACACACACACACACACAUACUCUAAGGUGUGACAACUUGGUGAUUUCACUAGGCCACCUGUGUGUGUUUGUGUGUGUCUAUAGUGUGUAUGUGUUUGUGUAGUGUAAGUGAGUGUGAUUUGUGCGUGUGUGUGUACUGUAUGUGUGUAUAGGUACAUAUGUAUCUGUGUGUGCGAUGUGCAUGCAUGUGUUUGAUAGGUCAUAUAUUAAUGGCUUCCAUAUGGCUUAUGGAGAGGAAGAAAGCGUUUUCCUCUCUGGGUUAUCUAAGGAGCAGAUCACAGCGUCUUGACUCAGACUGUGACCGGGGAGGAACUGACUCGAGGAGAUCUGGCUCCUGCAUCAGCACCACGGCAGUUGGCUUGGUUUUAUAUGAACUGAGAGGACUCUUUGGUUUUAUGGAGAUACACGCACACGCUCUCUCAUGUAUUUAAAGAGGAGCUGAUUUUUUUUUUCCCCCUGCCGUGUUUUUAGUUUGUAGUUUUGAAUGGACGCUGUACGAGACCUCUGGACACAGGUCAUUACGGCUGCAGCGGUCAGUGGUGGUGAUACACCCUCCUUUAUCUCUGUUCACUGUGUAAAGCUCAAUAAACAGCAGCUCCAUACCAAC